This is a messenger RNA of Colletotrichum destructivum, 921 nucleotides long. RefSeq names its product Putative ankyrin repeat-containing domain superfamily. Bases 1 to 921 code for a protein of 306 amino acids. The record is from RefSeq and is a predicted model, not a curated record. NCBI's taxonomy places the organism in Eukaryota, Fungi, Ascomycota, Sordariomycetes, Glomerellales, Glomerellaceae. Gene Ontology annotation, molecular function: protein binding. The transcript has a single exon.
AUGCUCUUCGACACAGGCAAGAUUAAGAUCCGCUCAAAGCAAGGUCAGGCAUCACUAUCAUGGGCCGCCAUGAAUGGCUACGAGGCAAUCGUCAAAUUACUCCUCGAGACCGGCGAGGUUGAAAUCGACUCGAAAGAUAACGAUGGCUGUACGCCACUUCUAUGGGCAGCCUUGUUUAAUAGGGAGGCAGUCGUCAAGAUGCUCCUGGACACCGGCAAGGUUGAUGUCGACUCAAAGGAUAAUCACGGCCAAACGCCAUUCUCAUAUGCAGCCAUGAGUAAGAACGAGACACUUAUCCAGAUUCUCCUGGACACCGGCAAGGUUGAUGUCGACUCAAAGGAUAACGACGGCCGAACGCCACUUUCACAUGCGGCUUGGUAUGGAAGAGAGGCAGUCAUCAAGCUGCUCCUCGACACCGACAAAGUUGACGUCGACUCGAAGGAUAAAGACGGCCGAACACCACUCUCAUGGGCCGCUAAGAAUCACGAUGAUGUAGUUGUCAAAAUGCUUCUGGACACCGGCAAGGUUGAUGUCGACUCAAAGGAUAACGACGGCCGAACGCCACUUUCACAUGCGGCUUGGUAUGGAAGAGAGGCAGUCAUCAAGUUGCUCCUCGACACCGACAAAGUUGACGUCGACUCGAAGGAUAACGACGGCCGAACGCCACUAUCAUGGGCCGCGGAGAGCGGAAACGAGGCAGUUGUCAAAAUGCUUGUCGAUACCGGCAAGGUUGAUAUCGACUCAAAGGAUAUUGAUGGCCAAACGCCACUAUCCUGGGCCGCCGAGAGUGGAAGUAAAACAACCGUCAAGGUGCUUCUUAGUAGAGGGUGCGCUCCAAUCUACUUAAGCGAUAACUCUGGCCAAACGCCCCUAUCUUGGGCCGCGAUGGAAGAGGAAGUAAAGCGGUCCUGCUACUCUUGA